Punica granatum (pomegranate) is the source of this 1378-nucleotide messenger RNA. Lineage: Eukaryota; Viridiplantae; Streptophyta; Magnoliopsida; Myrtales; Lythraceae. The record is from RefSeq and is a predicted model, not a curated record.
CUCACUUGCUCCUGAUCAAAGCUUCAUGUUGAAAUCUUUAAUGGCGAAACCGGGAAGCCUCUUCUCUCUAUUGCUGGCCGCCCUCUGCCUCUGCAACCACUUCCUUGACUACUCCCUGGCCCUGCAGCUUAGUCAGCUCGGAGACGAGUUCUCCUGGCUCACUGACGAAGAUGAUGAAGUUGCCGUGGUCCAAACAAGGAGGGACUCCCAGAAGAGCUGUGACCUGUCCACUGGGAAAUGGGUCUUCGAUCAGUCGUAUCCUCUCUACGACUCCAACUGCCCAUACCUCAGCACGGCUGUCACAUGCCAGAGGAACGGACGGCCCGACUCCAACUAUGAGAAGUGGAGGUGGAUGCCCCAGAGUUGCUCUCUUCCAAGGUUUGAUGCUUUGAGGUUCCUUGGGAAGAUGAGGAACAGAAGAAUAAUGCUGGUGGGUGAUUCCAUAAUGAGGAACCAGUGGGAAUCUCUCGUCUGCUUAGUCCAAGGAGUCAUCCCGACAGGUCGGAAAACCGUGUCUUAUAACGGUCCUUCCAUGGCUUUUCAUGCACUGGAUUUUGGGACAUCAAUCGAGUUUUCUUGGGCUCCAUUGUUGGUGGAACUGAAGAAAGGGCUCGACAACAAGAGGAUACUGCACUUAGACAUGAUUGAGGGGAAUGCGAAGUACUGGAGGGGAGUUGAUGUUCUCGUGUUUGAUUCUGCUCACUGGUGGACUCAUUCUGAGAAAUGGAGCUCAUGGGACUACUACAUGGAGGGGAACUCUGUGAUUAGGAACAUGAACCCAAUGGUGGCUUAUGAAAAGGGGCUCGCGACAUGGGCCAAGUGGGUGGACUUAAACCUGGACCCUCGAAGAACCCGAGUCAUAUUUCGAAGCAUGUCUCCUAGGCACAACAGGGAGAAUGGAUGGAAAUGCUACAACCAGAAGAAGCCGCUGCUAUUUUUCAGCCAUCAGCACAUCCCAGAGCAGCUCAUGAUCCUGCAGGAAGUGCUGAGGAAAAUGAGGUUUCCGGUCCAUUUACAGGACAUCACAUCGCUCUCCGCUCUAAGAAGGGACGGGCAUCCCUCGGUCUACAAGAAGGCAAUGAACCAGGAAGAACGGCAGAACCCGACAGCGACUGGGCAUUCCUCAGACUGCAGCCACUGGUGCCUCCCAGGAGUUCCAGAUACCUGGAACGAGAUGUUAAGCGCCCUGCUUUGAGAAUAGAAUUGGACAGUGUGGUGCUUGAAAAUAGGAGUACGUAGAAUGAUGGGUUCUACGAGAUCAAUCUUAGUACCAAUGUGAUAAUCAGUAAAGGAGGUUUGAGAGGAGUUGUUCAUUGUAUGCUACUUAUGGAAUGGAAGCUCAUUAUGCACCAAGUUAUGCACCAUUGUCUUUUUCUCA